This is a messenger RNA of Penicillium diatomitis, 201 nucleotides long. RefSeq lists its product as uncharacterized. The record is from RefSeq and is a predicted model, not a curated record. The coding region runs from base 1 to 201 and encodes 66 amino acids. Lineage: Eukaryota; Fungi; Ascomycota; Eurotiomycetes; Eurotiales; Aspergillaceae. The transcript has a single exon.
AUGGGCGGCGGUUCCUUGGAAAGUGGGAGGACCGCGGGUUGGACGGGCGGCGACGGGCAUGAUUGGGUCGAUAUGGUCGUCCACCGCUUGGAUCUUUUCCGUGUGAGUGGAGAUGAGUUGGGACAUGGGUCGGUGGCCAGCCCCGAUGAUUUGAUGGUGACGGUGGUCGUGAUGGACACUAAACUGAAGACACUAGACUGA